Molecule: messenger RNA, 2268 nt
Organism: Melospiza melodia melodia
Lineage: Eukaryota; Metazoa; Chordata; Aves; Passeriformes; Passerellidae
Product: sodium/potassium-transporting ATPase subunit alpha-2-like
Biological process (GO): proton transmembrane transport; potassium ion import across plasma membrane; intracellular sodium ion homeostasis
Cellular component (GO): cell projection; sodium:potassium-exchanging ATPase complex; plasma membrane
Molecular function (GO): ATP hydrolysis activity; ATP binding; P-type sodium:potassium-exchanging transporter activity
Source: RefSeq, a predicted model, not a curated record
CCCCCCGCGCUGACGAUGCCGGUGGCCACGGUGACGCCGGUGCUGGCCGUGACCUCCACGCCCACGGCCGGCCGCGAGUACUCGCCCGCGGCCACCACGUCCGAGAACGGCGGCGGCAAGAGGAAGCAGAAGGAGAAGGAGCUGGACGAGCUCAAGAAGGAGGUGAACCUGGAUGACCACAAACUGUCCCUGGAUGAGCUGGGCAGGAAGUACCAAGUGGACCUGUCCCGGGGCCUGACCAACGCCCGCGCUGCCGAGAUCCUGGUCCAGGACGGCCCCAACGCUCUGACGCCGCCGCCCACCACCCCCGAGUGGGUGAAGUUCUGCCGGCAGCUCUUCGGGGGCUUCUCCAUCCUGCUCUGGAUCGGCGCCAUCCUCUGCUUCCUGGCCUACGGCAUCCAGGCCGCCAUGGAGGACGAGCCCGCCAACGACAACCUGUACCUGGGGGUGGUCCUGGCCGCCGUCGUCAUCGUCACCGGCUGCUUCUCCUACUACCAAGAGGCCAAGAGCUCCAAGAUCAUGGACUCCUUCAAGAACAUGGUGCCCCAGCAAGCGCUGGUGAUCCGAGAGGGCGAGAAGAUCCAGAUCAACGCCGAGAACGUCGUGGUGGGAGACCUGGUGGAGGUGAAGGGCGGCGACAGGGUGCCCGCGGACAUGAGGAUCAUCUCCUCCCAUGGAUGCAAGGUGGAUAACUCCUCCCUGACGGGCGAGUCGGAGCCCCAGACGCGCUCCCCGGAGUUCACGCACGAGAACCCGCUGGAGACGCGCAACAUCUGCUUCUUCUCCACCAACUGCGUCGAAGGGACCGCGCGUGGCAUCGUCAUCUCCACGGGCGACCGCACGGUCAUGGGCCGCAUCGCCUCGCUGGCCUCGGGGCUGGAGGUGGGCCGGACGCCCAUCGCCAUGGAGAUCGAGCACUUCAUCCGCCUCAUCACCGGCGUCGCCGUCUUCCUCGGCCUCUCCUUCUUCAUCCUCUCGCUCAUCCUCGGCUACACCUGGCUCGAGGCCGUCAUCUUCCUCAUCGGCAUCAUCGUGGCCAACGUGCCCGAGGGGCUGCUGGCCACCGUCACCGUGUGCCUGACCCUCACUGCCAAGCGCAUGGCCAGGAAGAACUGCCUGGUGAAGAACCUGGAGGCCGUGGAGACCCUCGGCUCCACCUCCACCAUCUGCUCGGACAAGACGGGGACGCUGACCCAGAACCGCAUGACCGUGGCCCACAUGUGGUUCGACAACCAGAUCCAUGAGGCCGACACCACCGAGGACCAGUCAGGUGCCACCUUCGACAAGCGCUCUCCCACGUGGGCGGCCCUGGCACGCAUCGCGGGGCUCUGCAACCGCGCCGUGUUCAAGCCGGGCCAGGAGAACGUCUCCAUCUCCAAGCGGGACACGGCUGGGGACGCGUCCGAGUCGGCGCUGCUCAAGUGCAUCCAGCUGUCGUGCGGCUCCGUCAAGAGGAUGCGGGACAGGAACCCCAAAGUGACCGAGAUCCCCUUCAACUCCACCAACAAGUACCAGCUGUCCAUCCACGAGCGCGAGGAGGACCCCCAGGGGUACCUGCUGGUGAUGAAGGGAGCCCCCGAGCGCAUCCUGGACCGCUGCUCCCGCAUCCUCCUGCAGGGCCAGGAGCAGCCCCUGGACCAGGAGAUGAGAGAGGCCUUCCAGAACGCCUACCUGGAGCUGGGGGGGCUCGGGGAGAGGGUCCUGGGGUUCUGUCACCUGUACCUGCCCCCGGACAAGUUCCCCCGCGGGUUCCGCUUCGACGCGGACGAGGUGAAUUUCCCCACCACCGACCUUUGCUUCGUGGGGCUCAUGUCCAUGAUCGACCCCCCCCGCGCCGCCGUGCCCGACGCCGUGGGCAAGUGCCGGAGCGCCGGCAUCAAGGUGAUCAUGGUAACCGGGGACCACCCGAUCACGGCCAAGGCCAUCGCCAAGGGCGUGGGGAUCAUCUCUGAGGGCAACGAGACCGUGGAGGACAUCGCAGCACGACUGAACAUACCUGUGAGCCAGGUGAACCCCAGGGAGGCCAAGGCGUGCGUGGUGCACGGCUCGGACCUGAAGGACAUGAGCUCGGAGCAGCUGGACGAGAUCCUGCGCAACCACACCGAGAUCGUGUUCGCCCGCACGUCCCCCCAGCAGAAGCUGAUCAUCGUCGAGGGCUGCCAGCGACAGGUGACAGCCCCCCGGCCCUGUGUCACCUGUGUCACCUGGGCCACCGCUGGCACCUCAUCACAAUGUCCCCAAUGUCCCCAAUAACGCUGAUGCCCACGA